CCGUUAGUGCAGGUAUAAUGACGCGUAAGCGGGGACACCCGGGUCUUUUUCUUUUUCCAGUUCCAGAAAAUCCCGCGCCGUCAUUCGCGUCUUCAUUCAGCAGUUCACGCGCACACGGCGGAGGCGCUACUGUGCGCGCGCACCCACACGCGCACGCUUCAUGCGGUCGUGUUUUCAACACACAGGAACCCGGAGAAGCUUGUGUGUGCGUGUGUGUCUGUGUGUCUGUGUGUGUGUGUUUCUUCUUUACGCCAAGAUUGAUUUCGUGAAGCCGCGCGCACGCUUUCGGACCCGUCCUCAUUUCGCCUCGCUCGGUCUGCGUCUCCGUGCGGCGGAGCUGAAGGCGCGAGGUGACGGUAGAAUGGGCGAACCACUCCGGUUUCCACUGUAACUCUGGAAAUGGAGCCCACAUUCCCGCGGGGAGACAAAGAUGAGGUCCAUGUGGAGGAGCCGGGCCGUAUGCGUGCCGUGAGGAUGCGUGGUGAGGGGCUACUGUGGGACGACCCUCUGCACUUCUCGUGGCUGAUGGAGGCCGAGUCGUUCACAUCGUCAGUGCAGGCAGGUGGCCCUAUGCCCGGCACAGCCAUGACACUCGAGCAGAAGACCACCUUCGCCUUUGUCAUCUUCCUCUUCAUCUUCCUCUGCAUGCUGAUUGUGCGCUGCUUCCGUAUCCUGCUGGACCCCUACCGCAGCAUGCCCACCUCCACCUGGGCAGAUGGGCUCGACGGCCUCGAGAAGGGCCAGUUUGAUUACACACUAGCAUAGGGGAGGUGUACACACACUACAGACACAAUACUGACAAGAUACACCUAGUUAAAUGAAUCGCAAACAACCUUAAAUUAAGUAAUGAUUAAGUAAUGAUUACAGGCAAACAUUUUGUGAUGUAUAUUAAACACGUAGCUAAAAAUAAUAUAUACACACACUUUGGUAAGGAACCUAAAUGUGACUCGAUAUGAUAAAAAAAAAAAUACGUGCAUGGUUAGUAUAAUGUCAAGCUUGACAAAAAUAGAAAACGUCGAGUCUCACACACACACCAUGUGCACACACAGGGUGUAUUCUGAAAGGAGCAGUCAGGGAUUGUGAGUGCUGCCAGAGGCAGUUGUGGACCGGCGUGUGCUCCUCUGUGCCGCUGUGCGCCUGGUGACACUCAUACAGGGUAACCCAAGCGCUGCUCCUUCAGCUUCCUGCAAACGCCCAGCACUCGUUUCCUCUUCUCACCGACACCAUUGGUAUCUGCACUGUUGUAUACUGCCAAGUAGACAUCUUGAGAUAAUAUGUCCUUUUGAAGACCCUUUAUACGCACUUCAUAAAUACUACAUAGGUUAAUGCUUUUGUCUAUAAAAGUGAGCCUUAAGGUAUGCACUGUUAUAAAUCAAUACAGCUUAGUUUUGUCAGAGUUAGCGAUUAGGAUGUGUUUGUGCAGUGCUUACGGUUUCAUAAAGGGCCACUUAUACGUAUUAUGCUAAUUUUGACAUAGGCAAGAUGCUGGAAAAUAUUUUACACAGAUGCUAUAGAUGGCACUUGUGGGUUUGUUUGUAGCCCGGUGUGAAUGUUCGAGAGAAUUGGAGUCUUGUAUGUGUUUAAAAACAACAGCUCUUUAAAAUGUGAUCAUACAGUCAGCAUAUACUGCCUCAUUAGCACAAGAAACUGAAUUUAGAUCAGUUCCAUUUUAACAACUGAUCUGCCAUGAUUUGCUUUGUCAGCCUUUCCAUUUGAAGCCGUAGCCGCAGGAGCCAUAAUCGCUAAUUUGCCUUGAGAAAAUUCAUGGCUAAGAUCAAACGAUGAGGAAAGGCCACUUUUCAGAGGUGCCUCCUUAAUCAUUCAUGUGGUGUUAAAAAAAAUGUCUUGUCACAUUUGUCCAGAAUUUGGCUGAAUUGCACUGGAGUCGUUCUCCUUUUUAGAGCUUUUUAGUCUCUUUACCCAUCAGCCUGCCAAAUGAUGUUCCUUUGCACUUUUCUGUUGUCUCACCACUGUGAAUGAGCCAAUGAGAAACUAAGAGCACUUAAGGAGUGAGUGAGAACUGCCAGGACUUUGAUUACGACUGCCACUGUAUUGCAUGCACAAGCCACAUGAAUGUGUGAAUGUGUAAGAGAAAUUAAAGCACUGAGUAGUGCAAUGGGACUUGACAGACGUUUUCAAUGCAAAUGAUACUGUCAGUUAAGAUGAGUUCACUGUGAGGAUAUGCUUCAUUUCUCUGUGAAUAACCUUGUGUCUGGCAAGUAGGUUUUUAUCACAAAUGUUCAAAUAUGAAAUAAAUAAAUAAAUAACAAUAGAAACCCCCAAUUCAAUGUGGAAAUCCCCAAAACCAUGAGGAUAUUAGGACCUAAAUACUGUUAG
Ictalurus furcatus (blue catfish) is the source of this 2337-nucleotide messenger RNA. RefSeq names its product cortexin-3. NCBI's taxonomy places the organism in Eukaryota, Metazoa, Chordata, Actinopteri, Siluriformes, Ictaluridae. The coding region runs from base 400 to 765 and encodes 121 amino acids. The record is from RefSeq and is a predicted model, not a curated record. The transcript has 2 exons.